GCCCUGAAACUCUCAAGAUCAAUGAGCAAAGAGCUUUCUCUCAGUUCUGUCUUUCAGUUUCUCUCUUCCAGGAAGGAAAACAUUCACGGAGAGGGGGAGAGAGCGAGAAAACCAGCCUUCAGAUCUCAAAACAUAACACCGGCAAAUUAAAUCAAACAUAUUCACACCUUCCUUCAAAGGAUAAAAAAACCCAGCAACCAAACAUCACAACAAAACUAUGCAGGCUGCCUCUCCUAGGGGCAGAUCUGCAGGAUCUUUGGGGUUAUUUGGAAAGAUGGUUGGAGUAACUUCUCCUUAAAUGAUUACGUCUGUCUGUGAAGGAUUUCUGGGUUAGGGAGAGGAAAGGAAAGUGGAAAAAAACGGAGAACUUCCUGAUCUCUCUCUCCUUUCCCCCCCUUUCUGUGAGACAUGUCUGAGGCUCCUGCUCAGUGUUGCAUCAAGUUUCAGGCUCUCCUGUUUAUGGAUGAGAUCCUAAAAACAUGACCUGAGCGCACCAGAAAGAAUCAAAAAGCAGAAGCAGGAAAGAAUUUCCUACACACCUCCAGCGAGCCCAGUAGUGAACUACCCUUCCUCAUCACCACUACAUGUCCCAGUGCCUCGAGCGAUCAGGAUGGAGGAAGACGCAAUCAGACUGCCGGCACACCUGCGCUUGCAGCCAGUUUACUGGAGCAGGGAUGAUGUGACCCAGUGGCUCAAGUGGGCAGAGAAGGAGUUUUCUCUGAGGCCAAUUGACAGCAACACUUUUGAGAUGAAUGGAAAAGCACUCCUGCUCCUGACCAAAGAGGACUUUCGAUACAGGUCUCCUCAUUCAGGUGACGUGCUGUAUGAACUUCUUCAGCAUAUCCUGAAGCAAAGGAAAGCACGCAUGCUAUUUUCACCUUUCUUCCACCCUGGGAACUCUAUCCAUGCUCAGCCAGAGGUCAUAUUACACCAGAACCACGAUGAAGGUGAUGGGACUGAGGUUCUGGGAAUACAGACCACUUGUCCAAGGUCACACAGGAAACUCUUUGGAGAGUUGGUAAUAGAACAGAGAUGUCCUAACCACCAAUUUCCUACUCUCAUAGACAACACUCCCUCCCUCUCAGACAACUUUGUCCAGAGACCUUCAAGACCAUCAGCAGAAACAGUCCAUCACAACCCCCCCACCAUUGAACUGUUGCAUCGUUCUAGAUCGCCUAUCACCACCAAUCACCGGCCGUCACCAGACCCUGAGCAGCGGUCGCUGAAGUCCCCAUUGGACAACACUAUCCGCCGCCUGUCACCAGCUGAUAGGGUCCCACCAAGGCAUCACCAAGAGAACAACCAUCAAGAGCCCUACCCUCUCUCAGUGUCUCCUAUAGAGAACAACCACUGCCCGCCUCCUCCUGAAGUACUUCAGAAGCCUGCCAGCCCCCGCCAAGAGAACACCAGGGUCAUCCAGCUGAUGCCCAGCCCCAUCAUGCACCCUUUGAUACUAAACCCCAGGCACUCUGUAGAAUUCAAACCAUCACGUUUGUCUGAGGAUGGGCUACACAGGGAGGUAAAGCCUAUCAAUUUGUCCCACCGGGAAGAGUUAGCAUACAUGAACCACAUAAUGGUGUCUGUCUCCCCUCCUGAGGAGCAUGCAAUGCCAAUUGGAAGGAUAGCAGACUGCAGGCUGCUUUGGGAUUACGUCUAUCAGCUGCUUUCUGACAGCCGGUACGAAAACUUCAUCCGAUGGGAGGACAAGGAAUCCAAAAUAUUUCGGAUAGUGGAUCCCAAUGGGCUGGCCCGGCUCUGGGGAAACCACAAGAACAGAACAAAUAUGACCUAUGAGAAAAUGUCCAGAGCCCUACGCCACUACUACAAACUAAAUAUCAUCCGGAAGGAGCCAGGACAAAGGCUUUUGUUCAGGUUCAUGAAGACCCCAGAUGAGAUUAUGAGUGGCCGAACAGACCGCCUUGAGCACCUUGAGUCCCAGGAACUGGAUGAACAAAUAUAUCAAGAGGAUGAGUGCUGAAGGAACCAACACACACCACCUCUGUGGGAGAAACGUCUGCCUGGAUGGCUGGAGGAGUUUGGGAGGGGGAACAAGAACACAGGAGGAGAAUAUGGGCUCAGUGCUUACCUUGAAGACCAUGCAGGACCCAAAGCACCUUAGUAAAAAUAAAAACUAGCAGAGGUGGUGGCGGCAGCAAGGUGGAAGAGAGAGAGCCUGGACUCAUGCACUACUCAGUUGUCCCUGACGAGUCUCCCUUGACUUGUUUUUAUUUUCCUUUUGUUGGUUUGUUUCAUUCUUUCCUAAUAAAUAUGCAGUUUGACUUUUCUUAAUUCAUAUAGGACAAGACACCAGGUUUUACUUUUUCAGAAGGCUUUCCUAUGGAAAUAAAUGGAGUGCUAUUAUUUUCUGUGCAAGUCUCACAACAUAACAUGGUAUCAAAACUAUGGUGACCAUGGCACAGAAGGGGUCACCCUGCUGGUUCCAUUGCCGAGAUCACAUUUGCUCAUGCUGGCACAAGGAACGUCUCAAACUACCAAGAAAAUUUACAUAUAUCCACACACCCACCUGCUAAUUGAAGAAAAAAAAAAGUCAUCUUUUGCUACAAGCCUGGGACACCUUACCAGCGUAUGUUGGCUGGCAGUGGGCUGCUAUUAACUGCUGGCACAUGGACCAAGUCAUCUAAGUGCUUGGGGGGAGGGGGAGGCAGGAAAACAAGAAAAACCUGAGACAAAACACAAUAGACCAAUGCUGGCUUUUGCCCUUUCUCUAGCAAAGAAGAUUUUGAAUAGAAGUGACAAACAAUGUGGACUUUCUGGUCCAAGUCUUCUAUGAAAAAGCAAGGGUUGAAAUAUUUGUGAUUACAAGUAGUUGCGAUUUCCACAGCAGCUAGCAGUUUUUGGGUAGAGGUGAAGGGCUGUUUUUACAUCUUAAGGGGAAGGAAAAAGGAUGAAGAUACAAUUGCUUAUAAUACUCAGAAGCCUCCCCAGGACAGCUGGCACUGCUGGAGAGAAAGUGAAAUCAGAAGCAUGAAGAUAUGUGGUAGACAACCAGAGACCAAAUAGCUAUACUGGUAUCCUGAAACUGGUUAUUUGAUGCCUCCCACUUCCUACCCCACUCCUCCCAAAGGCAGCUCUACCAGCCAGAGAUCACUACUCAACUUACCCAUUUUUAGCAUUGUUUAUUUAAAAAAAAAUAAGAACAACCUCAUUGCAUUCUUGUCCUUUUAAUUUUAAGAUAUUCUUGUUUUGGCAGUCCCAGUUUGGUGUGCAGCCUUUAGGGCAAGAGCAGCUUUGGCUGCUGCCUGCUACUGGAGGAACAGAGAACCUUGCCAAGAUUGCUGGCAAGGAUGGGCUCAGCAGGAGCAAUGGUCCUUUCAGCUGUAUGGACUUUUAUGUCGGAGACUGGAAAAAACUAUUACCCUUUGUAACUGUACAUUGGUUGGUCCCUGCAGAGAUGAGAAUCAGUGGUUUCAGGACAAAUGAUGGACCCAUCAUCAGCCAUCCCUUGAUAGUCAAGGAAAAAAAUCUAGCCGCAAAAUAUGCAUUUGGGAAAGGAGAAGAUAAAGUAAUUUUUCAACAAGGAGAUUGGAGUUUCUCUGCACAGGCAUCAUGUGAUGUCCAAAGGAAAGGAAGAUGUGUCUGUUCAUUAAUAAAAUCCCUUUUGUAGAUCAUAGGAGCCUGAAAUGGAAGAAAUCAAGGGAUCAUUAAAUCUAUCCUACCAAAAAGCCCAGAUACAAUACCUGAUCUUAACCAAACAUUGAACAGGAAUGUUGCUAUCCAGAAAGUUAGGUUAUGUUGCUAUCCAUUUGGUUAGGUGUGGUACCCUGUAUAUUUAAGUAACUAUAAUCCAGUUUCACUGCAAGGUGCACUGAGUGAUGUAUGGCAGAGUGAAGGGGUUUUUAAAUGGGCAUAGAGUGCCACAUCCUGGAAUGAGAACAAACCCUUCCCAGUUGGCCUCACAUGAAGAAAGACUGGCAAUACAUCUUCCCAUCAAGCUUUAUCCAGCCACAUAAUGAAUUGUUUUUUUUCCCCAUACUCUUAGUGGUUGUGCUUACAGAUUGCAACACGCUGGGUAUUUGACUUUUUCCUGCGUCAAAGAACAGCAGAAAAUAUCAGCAAAAGAGAAGAUCACCACCCCAUCAGUCCUUGAGGUGGCUCUGAAACCCUUGAAUACACAAAGGGUCAGAGGGGGAGGUGCUGAGAAAUUCUGGCUUUGUGGCCAUGGACCUGAAACUGAAGGGAGAGGGAGCUAUUUUUGUUUAAUUUUAGCUAAAGAACGUGACCCUGUUCAAGGAGACAAGUGGCAGUCCCUUCUCAGGAGCUCAGGCUCGUGCUUAGGUUAUGAGGGAAAAUACCCUCUGGUUUUAGCCAUAGCACAUAGAGCUGGCAAACAUCUAACCAAGAAAAUGCAAGACAAAAAAAAAAGGAGGGAGGGAAGACUGCGACUGAGAAAUGGAGAGGAAAACAUCAAAGGGCAUCAGAUUUAAAGGAAGUUCCUUUCUCUUCACUUGUUUUCUUUCUAUUUUCAGAUGGUAGAAAGAAAGUUUGCUAUUUGUAUCACUUGGUACUCUGGCCAUGACCAUCAUUCAUUUCCUCUGCUCCAACUACAUGGUUAGGAGGAGGAGGAGGAGGAGGACGACAACGACUUUUGUAUUUAAGGGCUUUUUUUUGCAGUGUUGGUAUUUGUGUGCUGAGGAGUUUGCCAAUUUGGUCCUCACACCCUUGCCAUUUGUGGUGGCAAACAUGGUGAAACGUCAUCAUGGGGCUAGUAAAGGGGUGGAAGGUAAGAAAUCCUGAACUCACACCUAUUUGUCCCACAGUGAAAUUUCACAGAGAAGUUUUUGCCUUUGACAAUAAUUGGUAACUGACACCUGCAGAGACCAAGAAAUAAUCCAGAUUGCAAAAUAUUUUUUAAGCUAUGUUUCCUUACUGGUGUUGUGAAUGUUGGGAAUUUUCUUUCACCACAGAACUAUGGCAUGUGACCCCCCCCCCCAUCCCCUUUCAGAGUCCACUUCCUCCAUCACAUCCUUAAUGAAGGAUAACUUUGCCAAGGAAGACCCACACAGACACACCAGUAAGAAUAAAAGUAGUCUUUGGAUGCACAGCAAGCCCUUAGCAUAGUGAACUUUUCAGAUAAGAUCUAAAUGGCUUAGAGUGUGGUAGGGCAACUGCCAAGAGCUGGAGUGUAUGACCAAAGAGACUUGCAAUAUUGAAUUUGAGGUGUCCUUAGUAUCUUGGGGGCCAAUUUGUUAGAAAGAGACUUCUACAGCAACUGUAGGAAAUGGAUUCCCUCCUGUCUUGCAGAGAGAUCCAUAUCCCAUCUAUACUGAUAGUUCAGUCGUGUUUUACCUACACUCCAUAUGGCUUCCAUUUUUGGAAGCGUGGCUAUCAAGGAGAAUUUCACUCUUUUCACCUCCCUCAGCCCCUGAAUUUCCAGUGUAGGAUUUGCCAACUGCCACAUAGCCCUACUUUCUGCCCACUCCCUAAAAGGAAAUUGGAAAAGGGAGAAAGAUUUUAAGGAACCCCUUAACCACUGGGUAAUGGGCCUUUUCUCAAAUGAUGUGACUAAACAGGGCCCUCCCCUGCCAUCAACUUGCUACAAAUCUGUACAAGCCAGACCCUUCUGCAAACAGAAGGGGGACAAUGCUGCUUGGGUGGGACAGAUGGCAGCUCUGUAAGCCAAUAAGGAAACCUUUUUGCAGUUAAAGUCUCAAAUCUUGUGAGGACUAUCCAUUGAGGAAACACUAUUAGGGCCACCUGCAUAAACACUAAGUAACUGCAACCACCCCCGAUCUCAGAUAAAUACGGAGCAUGCAUUCUUCAUGAUUUCUCCUAUAUGACUGCAACCAUGUGCAAAUCCAGAAUGCAUUUUUUUAAAUGAAUUCUAGUCUGUUUUUAUUGAUGGCUUUUUUUAAAAAAAAAAAAAAAAAAAAAAAAAAGGUGUGGGGUUAAGGGACUGAAUCAAAUGAAUGUAAAAAAACAAAAAACAAAUGCCUAGUCUCAGGGCCAGUGAGUUGCAAAUAAUUUUUAAAAAUGCCUGUAAUUACAUCAUCUCAAUAAAAAAAAUUUUUAAUAUAAAAA
Molecule: messenger RNA, 6039 nt
Organism: Dermochelys coriacea (leatherback sea turtle)
Lineage: Eukaryota; Metazoa; Chordata; Testudines; Dermochelyidae
Gene: ETV6
Product: ETS variant transcription factor 6
Exons: 10
Coding region: 611-1978 (455 amino acids)
Biological process (GO): cell differentiation; regulation of transcription by RNA polymerase II
Cellular component (GO): nucleus
Molecular function (GO): sequence-specific DNA binding; DNA-binding transcription factor activity, RNA polymerase II-specific
Source: RefSeq, a predicted model, not a curated record